ACAGUUGUGCGACAUGCCUUGACAUUAAGUUGAAUAUCUAAAAUUAGUCCCUGUAUAAUCAGUAGCUGAGAACAAGGUUUCAGUAGUUUGUGGCAUGUGUCAAAACGACAUUGCAAGAUUGGAAGGAACUCUGCCUAGAAAUAAAGUUUAUAAAAACCAAUUCACAAAAAUGGCAUCCUGGUUAUAUGAAUGUCUUUGUGAAGCUGAACUUUCACAGUAUUAUCCUCAUUUUACUGCUCUUGGCCUUCAGAAAGUAGAUGAAUUAGCCAAGAUUACAAUGAAGGACUACACCAAAUUGGGAGUUCGUGACAUGAAUGACCGCAAACGUCUCUUCCAACUUAUCAAAAUCAUUAAGAUUAUGCAGGAAAAAGAUAAAGCAGCCAUUAGCCCAAAGAAUUCCCUUCAGACAAACAGCCUGUAUACCAAACCCUAUGAAUUCAAAUCUGGCCCUCGCAGACAAUUAAAUUUUGAUUCUCCUACUAACAAGGAAAGCAGAACUCCCAGCAGUAUUGGUUUUGAAACGUGCAGUUUGUCAAAUUUCCCUACAACUGAACAGAAGUAUACUCAUCUAAAAGUUCUGGAACACAUGUUGCCAGGUGAUUCGCAGUACCAUACAAAAACAAGAACUCUGAACGCCACAACUGCUGAUUCCUAUGUGCAAACAAAAAUCAACUCUUCAUUCUCCUCAUCAAAUCCCUUUUCUCCAAUAUUGGGAGAUUGUGACAUUCCUGUUAUUCAAAGAGUCUGUCGUGAAUCAGGAUAUAACUAUGGAAUUCCUCAUUCCUGUGUCAGACAGAACACCUCAGAGAAAGAGAAAACUUGGACUGAGAUGGAGAAAAUCAGAGUUUGUGUUCGCAAGCGCCCUCUGGCCCUAAGGGAAGUACGUCGUGGAGAAAUUAAUAUCAUUACUGUAGAAGACAAAGAAACUCUACUUGUACAUGAGAAAAAAGAAGCAGUCAAUCUCACACAAUAUAUCCUGCAGCAUGUUUUUUAUUUUGAUGAAGUCUUUGGGGAGGCGUGUACCAACCGGGAUGUCUACAUGAAGACUACUCAUCCACUCAUUCAACACAUCUUUAAUGGAGGCAAUGCCACUUGCUUUGCAUAUGGACAGACAGGUGCUGGAAAGACCUACACCAUGAUAGGAACUCAUGAGAACCCGGGACUUUACGCUCUGGCUGCCAAAGAUAUCUUCAGGCAACUAGAAGUUUCUCAGCCAAGAAGGCACCUCUUUGUGUGGAUCAGUUUCUAUGAAAUCUACUGUGGACAGCUUUAUGAUCUCCUAAAUAAGAGGAAAAGGCUCUUCGCAAGAGAAGAUAGCAAACAUACCGUGCAGAUAGUGGGACUUCGAGAGCUUCAGGUGGAGAGUGUGGGGCUCCUCUUGGAGGUCAUCUUAAAGGGCAGCAAGGAGCGCAGCACUGGGGCCACUGGGGUAAAUGCCGACUCCUCUCGUUCCCAUGCUAUCAUCCAAAUUCAGAUCAAAGAUUCAGCCAAGAGGACAUUUGGCAGGAUCUCGUUUAUUGACUUGGCUGGCAGUGAAAGAGCAGCAGAUGCCAGGGACUCAGACAGGCAGACCAAGAUGGAAGGUGCAGAGAUAAACCAGAGUCUUUUGGCUCUGAAGGAAUGUAUCCGCGCCCUGGAUCAGGAACAUACCCAUACUCCCUUCAGGCAGAGCAAGUUAACUCAGGUACUGAAGGACUCUUUCAUUGGUAAUGCCAAAACCUGCAUGAUCGCCAACAUUUCACCAAGCCAUGUAGCCACUGAACACACCCUGAACACCUUGCGUUACGCCGACCGUGUCAAAGAACUAAAGAAAGGCAUUAAGUGCUACGCUGCAACCCCCAGUCGAAAUCAUUCACCAGGAAACUCCUCUCCAAAAAGAAUUCAGAGCCCCCCUGCAGCCCUGCCAGGGGACAAAUGUUCUCCAAAAAAAGUCAAGCUGGGCCUUCUGCAGUCACUCCCGGUGGCCCCUGGCUCCACAAGAGGGAAGGUCCACCCUCUAGCCAGCCACCCACCCAACAUCCCCUUGGCUUCUGGGCCAAAAGUUCCUGGUAAAAGAGGUGGCUCCAGAGGAAGUCCUCCCCAGGAGUGGGGCAUACAGACUGGCCCUAUGAAAGGAGCCUCUCGGCUUGGACAUCUGGCUAAGAAGAGGGAGGAAGAGUCUGUACCACUGUACUCUGAGAGAAGUCAAAUGGGCAACAAAACUAGCCUGGCGUGGGAAGGCAGGACGCUUUGCCCAGAAGGCCUCGCACAGGUAAAGCUGCCCACCAAGUGCAAGAAGGUGCAGACCGUGCAGCCAGUGCAGAAGCAGCUUAUGUCCCGAGUCGAGCUCUGCUUUGGAAGCACCUACCACUUAGCAGAGGACAGUCAGUGCAGCCAGGAGGCUGUGCCAGCCUGGCCUGCUUCCGGAGCCUGGACAAACAUUCCCCCACACCAGAAGGAAAGAGAGGAACAUUUGCGCUUUUAUCACCAGCAGUUCCAGCAGCCACCUCUCCUCCAGCAGAAGCUCAAUUAUCAGCCACUGGAAAGGUUUCUGUGCCAGUACAGGCCCCCAGGGAAUCAGCUCCCUAAGGAGGGCCCGCUUCCGCUGCAGUGUCACUCCGAGAGCUCAGAGGGAGCCCAGGCAGAGGAGCCGGAUGACAGCGACUUCAGUGAAGAUUCUUUCUCCCAUGUGUCCAGCCAGAGGAGCACAAAGCAGGAGCACGCUGCGGAGAGCAGUGAGGGCUCGUUCUUCCUCCAUCAGAGUCGGAGCCCGGGGCCGGAGGAACUCGUGACUGAGAGACAGCAAGGACUCCUUUUUGGCCCCAAGCCAGAUGCUGAGGAGAAGGCUGGAAGCUGGGUGUGCUCGAGAGGAUCCCAAAGCCACAGAGGAGCAGCACUCAGCCCCAGCCCAGGGAAGGUGUCCGCGGACUGGAGCAGAGAGCACUCCUCCUGCUCGGGGCCUUCUGCAGAGGACAGCCUGGCUGAGAGAACCUCCUGCUCCCAGGCCGAUUUUGUGGUCAGACAAAAUAGAGGAAGUCCACCCUUCGCUUGCAGACAGGAUGCAUUCAGGUGCGGAAUUGCUGGGCAGGCAGUGGACAGCUCACCACCCCCUGGGGAAGAUGCUUUUGCUUUUUCUGUAUCCCCAGACCAAAGAGCCUCAGUCACUUCCCCUCCAAGUGCUGGCAGUGACUACCCAGCUCGCCUAGAUCGGACCGUGAGAAGCAGCAGCCCUUUCCAGGAGUGUUCUGGAGGGCAGUCAGAGACGGGCUCUGAAUACGCUUCUGGCCUAAUGGCUCCACUCACCGUGUCCCUCCUGGAGACCCCAGAAGACAAGACCACCUUUCCCUUGGAGCAGCUGGCCCGGGGUGGGGUCGAGAACACAGGGGUACCAGCUGUGGGCUGCACAGCGUCAUCUGGUGAACAGGAGGCAGCCCUGCCCGUGUCUUCAGCAACCGCCCGCCUGUGGCUGUCCUCGUCUCCUCCUGAUGACAAGCCCAGUGGCAGUCUGCCAGCUCUAUCCCCAUCACCCAUUCGUCAGCACCCACCUGACAGGCUGCCCAUCACAGAGGGCAGCCUGGGAGUGGCCAGCCAGAGCAGAGAGACCGCAUGCUUCUCCCCCCGGGACCACACAGGUAGUGAGUGCUAUGAUGCAGAUGCUGAGAGAGAGUUGGAUGCCUCCUGGCAUCUCCUGGGAAAGCCCUUUUCUACCUUACAUAUUGGGGUGCCCUGUUCUGAACCUGCACAGAAAGGAAGAAAUGAAGCAGCUGAGCAGUACUGGGCCCAGGAGAGAAAGCCACCUGCUGGGCUUGGCUGGCAGGAGCGGGUUCCGUCUGCAGACUCCAUCAACGAGCCUGGCUGCGACAAGGACAUCAUGUGGCUCAAGCGGAGGCCCAUCUCGAGGCACUUCCUGACGCCUGACUCUCCCCUGGUCACCAGCUGCUCUCCCGUGACGGCAGGGACACUCCACCAGUCCACUGUGGAGCAAGCACAGCAGGUGGUCAUUCAGGCACACCAGGAACAGCUGGAUGAAAUGGCCGAGCUGGGACUCAAGGAGGAGACCCUGAUGAGCCAGCUAGCAACUAAUGAUUUUGAAGAUUUUGUGACCCGGUUGGAUGAAAUCAUGGCCCUGAAGUCCAAGUGCAUCCAGAGUCUGAGGAGCCAGCUGCAGCUGUACCUUGCCUGCCACAGGCCAGCUGCAGCACCAGAGAGGACAGUGGCGUCUUAA
Ochotona curzoniae (black-lipped pika) is the source of this 4204-nucleotide messenger RNA. It is a transcript of the gene KIF24, whose product is annotated as kinesin family member 24. Gene Ontology annotation, biological process: microtubule-based movement. Bases 95 to 4204 code for a protein of 1369 amino acids. Gene Ontology annotation, molecular function: microtubule binding; microtubule motor activity; ATP binding. The transcript is spliced from 13 exons. The record is from RefSeq and is a predicted model, not a curated record. Lineage: Eukaryota; Metazoa; Chordata; Mammalia; Lagomorpha; Ochotonidae.